Microsporum canis CBS 113480 is the source of this 852-nucleotide messenger RNA. RefSeq lists its product as hypothetical. Lineage: Eukaryota; Fungi; Ascomycota; Eurotiomycetes; Onygenales; Arthrodermataceae. The transcript has a single exon. Bases 1 to 852 code for a protein of 283 amino acids. The record is from RefSeq and is a predicted model, not a curated record.
AUGGCUAGCAUGGCCUUCUCCCCCACCUAUUUCCUGUGCCCUUUAGCGGACCCCGUUCCUGCGGCUCCUGAAGGUCCUUUGGCCCUGGGCAGCGUUCUAAAGAGCCCGAACGUCCCUUUAAGCCCCCUAAACAGAGAUGCGGCCUUGACGCCGCCUAAAGUCGUCUCCACGGUAGAAACCGACUGGCAGAAAUCUGUCUCCGACAGUACAUCUAUGAGCUUUGGGAUUUUUGCUAGCUUUAUGGAACUAGUACUUGGGGCUGGAGCGGACGUGAGCGUGGAUCAUUCGCGAGCAAACCACAGCAACUUUGCCUUCGAUAAGUUGACUACUUUGUCCUUUGAACCCACGCUGGAGUACAUUAAGGAGGCUCUCCAGGCUGCUGGUGUGCGGCAGUAUCGCGAUUCGAGAGGCCUAGCUCGCUGCAAGUCGCUUUACAUCGUCACAGGGCUGAAGCUGGCUUCGGGGGCAGCUAUCCGCUACGUGUCCCAACACGGACCAGGCAUUGCUGCGCAGGUGGGGGUUGAUGGUUCGGCAGCCGGAGUCCCUAUUUCUGUUGGUCCAACCGGUCACUGGGCCCGAGAACGAACUCAGGAGACAAGCUUUUACCGUGGGGACGAGUUUAUCUUUGCCUACAGGCUGCAUAAAAUUUCGUUCUUCCUGCAGCCCGAUCCGGCCACCAACCUGUACAUCAAGGGCGCAUUUUUAGACGCGGAGCAAUCUGGGAUUAGUGAAACGCAAGAUAUAGUGCAAUUUAUGCUGGAAGAUAUUGAUGGAGCUAGUCUCCCAGGGUCUGCCCUUGUUUCAGCUAGUAUCAACGGUCCGCUGGUGUAUGUAGUUCGGCCUGCGGUUUGA